Messenger RNA from Rangifer tarandus platyrhynchus (Svalbard reindeer), 495 nucleotides. The record is from the annotation of a GenBank genome assembly. NCBI's taxonomy places the organism in Eukaryota, Metazoa, Chordata, Mammalia, Artiodactyla, Cervidae.
AUGCACACAGGACACCGUGCAGGCGCCUGCCUGUUACUCAGGGCACAACAGACAGCAGCUCUUGUUCUCCUAGAGCCUGGGUCUGACCUGAAGAGACCUGCAGCAUCUGACUGUGCUCACCCCGAAACAGAACCAGCUUCACGACAAGGUCCAUCAGUGGCGGAGUACUGGGUUGGCCUGGAGUUUGAUCACCUCUUUGGCUACAGGGUCCUAGAUGCAGGUGCCAUUGUGAAGAUGGCCAAAGACUCGAAGAUGGUGCCUGAGAGGUUCCACUGUGUGGGCGGCUCCAUGCAGGACCCAGAGAAAAUUCCGACCACUGGCAAGCUGGUGCUGACAUUCACAACUGACGCAUGUGAGGGGAAGGAAAACUUUGUCCCCUACCUGGAGCACGUCCAAGUGGUCGUCACCGUCAACGUGACCAGGAGAGGGGAUCUGGACAUCAACAUGACGUCCCCCAUGGGCACCAAGUCCAUCCUGCUGAGCCACUGCACCUGA